UGGAGGAGGUCAAACCUUUUUUUUUUUUUCAGCAUUCGCCAUUCCAGUUGUUUGUUGGGAUGUGUUUGAGUCACACCGGAUGUAUUACUCAAGACUGUGCCAUUAUAAUUACACGAACAUUUGAAGGUGUUACAAAGUUUGGUAUCAAACUCUUUGCUGUGAGAUUAUCUCACAUUGCGUUCAGUAGCGUGUUCUGCAAGAGUACGAGCGAUGUUUUUCCCCUCAGGAGUGUCGUCUUGACUCGGGAGUCAAAGUUUUUGCAUGAGUUGAAACCUUGUCAGCAACAGGGAGAGGCUUGGGAAGGCCUUGUGGUCUCUGCUUGAACUAGUAACCAUGGCUGGGAAUUUUGACGCCGAAGACCGAAACAGCUGGUAUUGGGGAAGACUCAGUCGCCAGGACACAGCAUCACUUCUGCAGGGACAGCGGCACGGGGUAUUUCUUGUCAGAGACUCGGUUACAAGCCCUGGUGACUACGUGCUCUCCGUUUCAGAGAAUUCCAAAGUGUCCCAUUACAUUAUCAAUAGUAUCAGCAACAACCGCCAAUCUGGAACAAACCCGGCACCUCCACGUUACCGCAUCGGAGACCAGGAGUUUGACGGCCUCUCUGCCCUUCUGGAGUUCUACAAGAUCCACUACCUGGACACCACCACUCUGAUCGAGCCGGUGUGUAAGAUCAAGAAUGCUGGCUUUGUGAGCUCUGCUUCUGCUGCCGGUGGUGGUGCUCCCACAAGGCCUGAUGAGGUGGAAUACGUGCGCGCCAUCUUCGACUUCCCCGGUAACGAUGACGAGGACCUUCCCUUCCGCAAGGGAGACGUCCUGCGGGUCAUCGAGAAACCCGAGGACCAGUGGUGGAACGCGGCCAACCUGGACGGUCGACAGGGCAUGAUACCCGUGCCCUACGUGGAGCGCUACCGUCCCCCCUCGCCCACCGGAGCGGGCCAGACCGGGCCGGUUGGCACGGGGGCGUCCGAUGGCUCGGGGGGCGCGCCGCCCACACAGUUGGACUAUGCCCAGCCGGUGGUGAACACGCCACUGCCCAACCUUCAGAACGGACCGGUGUACGCCCGGGCGAUACAGAAGAGGGUCCCCAACGCCUACGAUAAAACCGCUCUAGCUCUGGAUGUGGGCGACAUGGUGAAGGUGACCAAGAUCAAUGUGAACGGCCAGUGGGAGGGCGAGUGCAAGGGCAAGAAAGGCCACUUCCCCUUCACCCACGUCCGCCUCCUAGACCAGCAGUACCCAGACGACGAGAGCUGAGAGGUUGCGCACAUGCACAUGCAGACACAUGCACACAUCCUCCCCAAGACCCUGCUGUAUUGUGUGAAUGUCUGACACCCACCCCCUCUACUUCCCUGCCCUACACCACAUAGGCCCCCUCUCCAUCCCCUUGUCCCUGGCCCAGUUGUGAGUACAGAUGGUGCAGAAACACCCUGCGGUUCCUCUCACCAUUUCAGUAUUCAGAUGAUUACACUUAAACACACACACACACACACACACACACACACACACACACACACACACCGUGUUUGUGUUCAUUUGUGCAUACAAAUUCAUCCAUGGCUCAUAGCUCCACCCCCACUCCCUUUUUUUGGCCAAAAUCCCACCUACACAUGCAUAGAUCAUGCAGAGCACAAGACUGUUCCUUUUAGGUUUAUUUCAAAUUCAAUUUGCCAUACAAUCUGCAGAGCCACAAGGGAUGGGGUAUUGGAGUGUCCCCUUGCUUUCAAAUACGAGAACGCGUGUGUGUGAGAGAGAGAGAGAAACGGAGAGCAAUACCUUUCCCUGCACAAUAGGAAUCCUUGGUUCAAGGUCCAAACACUACAGACUGCCUGAUGUUCAAAUUGUUUUUUUACUGAAAAGAUGGAAAAUAUUAUGAUGAUGAGAUUAUCAUAUAUGUAUAGUACAUAGCAUUAUUAUUAUUAUUAUUAUCUUCUUAAUGGUGUCAUUGUUUGUCUGUUUUUUUGUAUUAUCAUGGUUUUGCCCACAUGUCUUAUGACCAAAUGCCAUCUGUUUGAUUAUAUUGGGAGUGGAUUUGUUGAGACCUCUUUCAUGGCAAAGGCAAAGCUAUUCUUGUUCACUGAGAGCAACUGUCUGUUGUAAAUUAGCUGUAAAAUGGGGCAUUGCUGAACAGUGACUAAAAAGAAUAUUGUUUUUUUUUUUUUUUUUUUAAACUUCUAUUCAUCAUUACCAUAUUUAUACAUUUUUAUAUACCCCACCCCCUUUUUUGUGCCCAUUCCUUUAAAAUGCAUUUGUCUUUGUUGGUUGUAUUGUUCUUCUCCUUCUCCUGUGCCAAAGACACAGGUGCCUCUUGACACACAUAGUGCUUUUUACAAUAAUGCAAACAACUUAAAUGCUAAUGAGAGUAUUAUUAAGAUUUUUUUAGGAGUUGUUCGCUUUUGUGUUUUUUGGCGUGUGAUGGUGUAUAAGUGUGUUCCUUGCUCCAAAGGCACGUUUUGCCGUCACCGCUGCUGCCGCUGCUGCUGUUGCUGCCGCCGCUGCUGAGUCAGUGUGGCCUCUAGUGUGUUCAGGGGGGAGUUUGUGUGACACGCCAGACAGACACUAGCAGCUGCUGUCCCCGGACUUGUCCCCUCAGGUCCGCCGCUGUGUCUGUACGAGAGCAGUCUGCUGCUUAUGAAAGGUGACAAGCAAGCGUGAGCUUCGGUGACAAAAAUUAUGCAAUACUCUUAAUCAAAAGGAGGACCUGCGCUGUGAAACAAAUAAUCAUUUUUGGGGGGAAAUGCUUUGAGGCAUUGCAUUGGAACGCUCGGAUAAGGUCAAGCCUUUUCUAUCCAGGGGCCUGUGCCAAGUUGAACUUAUUUGCUAAAAAGCUCACCUAGUCUGGCUGUUUAUUUUCUUCUCUCUGCAAGCUAAACAUGUUUUUUAUUAUUGUUAUUGGGAAAAGGGAUCCCUGAUUGUAAAUCACAUGUCAAACCUAUUCAAGUCGCAACUGGGCCAUGAGGUAUACAAGCUUUCGACCUCUGUCUCAUUUCUUAGGUUGUGAAAGCAUUUAUGAAAGAGACUCAAAGUCUGUCUGGUGUAAGGUGAUUCACAAUUGAAUAAAUUAGUAGUCUAUUCAGUCACUCAGCCAGUAACAUGCCUUUAACUUUACCAUCUUUUAAAUUACAGAUCAAAACACGCUGUGAGAUGGCCUCAUGCCUUUAUUAUCAGUGAUGUUAAUGCGCUAGCACCCCUGAGAAUGUAGUCAUUACAUUCAUAGUGGAGUAACACUGACCUUUUGUUAUAGGCCAACGAACCAUUGAUGAGUGUGAAUACCAUGAUACAGGAUAUCACCUUCUCAUUGGUGUUGAUGUGUUGCCAACCCUAGAGUAUUCAGACAUAACUGUACAUUCAUAUUGAUGAAACAGACGUUUUAUUACAGGCCAUUAGAGUGAAUAUUGACCAGUCUGUUUGCUAUGAUGUCGGUCUGUCGUUGUUACUCAAUAGAGCUGAUAAAAGGUUGAUUAUCUGUUAA
Messenger RNA from Engraulis encrasicolus (European anchovy), 3472 nucleotides. Its product is annotated as adapter molecule crk-like. The record is from RefSeq and is a predicted model, not a curated record. Lineage: Eukaryota; Metazoa; Chordata; Actinopteri; Clupeiformes; Engraulidae. The transcript is spliced from 3 exons. Gene Ontology annotation, biological process: signal transduction; cell migration. Gene Ontology annotation, molecular function: signaling adaptor activity; receptor tyrosine kinase binding. The coding region runs from base 334 to 1257 and encodes 307 amino acids.